Molecule: messenger RNA, 2293 nt
Organism: Lingula anatina
Lineage: Eukaryota; Metazoa; Brachiopoda; Lingulata; Lingulida; Lingulidae
Product: arsenite methyltransferase
Biological process (GO): arsonoacetate metabolic process; toxin metabolic process
Cellular component (GO): cytosol
Molecular function (GO): arsenite methyltransferase activity
Source: RefSeq, a predicted model, not a curated record
UUGGGUUAAUGAGGAGACAUAAAUAAUGCUUGUUAUUCUGUUGUGAAACGUGAUCUUUUUGGCAAGAAUGUGAAAAUCCAAGGGUACAAAUCCAAGGUGUUGUUCUACCUACAUGUAUAAGCAUCGGCGUGAUUUAAAUGUAAAGUUAUGACCAAAACCAUUAUAAAACCACAGAAGGGUUUCACCAAGACGAAGGUGACAUAAGAUUUCACAACCGCCAUCUUAAGUUUCACUGACAGUGACGCAUCAUUUCAGACCACACCUGCAGUAGAGGAAGAUAUAUUUUGGUAACAAAUAGAAGCUAAUACAUUCACAAGGAUGUCCUUCUCCAAACCUACCGAUAGCAAAGCGAUCAUAGAUGGUGUUAAGGAAUUCUAUGGGAAACAGUUAACCAAAUCAGAAGAUCUCAAGACUGGCGCUUGCAGCUCUGGCAGCCGACCUCCAAAAUAUGCCCAGGACGCCAUCGAUCUUAUUCACAAGGAGGUGGUUUCAAAGUACUAUGGGUGUGGUCUUGUGAUCCCACAGUGUUUGACUGACAUGAAGAUUUUGGACCUUGGCAGUGGCUCAGGACGGGAUGUCUAUGCUCUCAGCAAGCUAGUGGGAAAGAAUGGCCAUGUGACUGGAGUAGACAUGACAGAUGAACAGCUGGAUGUUGCUAGAAAAUACAUGAAUUAUCAUGCGGAUAAAUUUGGCUAUGAGAAGCCAAAUGUUGCAUUUGUCCAAGGAUACAUUGAAAAGUUGCUUGAGUUGGGGAUUCCAGAGGGAACUUUUGACAUCAUAGUAUCCAACUGCGUUGUCAAUUUAUCAACAGAUAAAAAAGCCGUUCUCCAAGGAGCAUAUUCACUACUGAAGGAAGGAGGUGAACUAUACUUCAGUGAUGUUUACGCAGACAGUGACCUUCCAGAAAAGAUAAGAAGACUAAAGGUUCUAUGGGGUGAAGGUCUUGGAGGAGCCCUCUGGUGGCAGGACUUAAUCAAGAUAGCAGAAAAUGUCGGUUUUGCAACCCCACGACUUGUCAAUGCCACACAAUUCCCUAUAACCAACAAUGAAUUAAAAAAGCUUGUGGAGGGCCACCAGUAUGUGUCUGCUGAGUAUCGCCUGUUCAAGCUUCCAGCCAAGCCCAGCAGUCCAUGCCAGGUUAUAUAUAAGGGUGGUGUGUUAGGUAGUGAAGAGACUUUCCAGUUGGACUACAGAAGACAGUUUAAGAAAAAUGAGCCUGUCAAUGUUGAUGAGCAGACAGCAAACAUUCUUCAGAACACCAGGUUUGCAGAUUGGUUCAUCUUUAACCCCCUUCCUGACAACCAGACGCAGGAAGUAGACAAGGACGGCAGUUUGGAUCCAUUUCUGUAUAUCGCUACCAAGGACAUCAAGGCACCAAAUGGUGGAUGCCCUUCUGCUGAGGCAGACUAAAAUGGUACAAACGUAUAUGUAUCAUCGAGCAGCUAAUUCUAUCCUGGGAAUAUGUUAAAAAAAGCUUGCAUGUCACAGUUUUAUUUUUACCUAUUUUAUCAAAAUGUAAAAUACUGAAAGCCGACAAACUAAAUCAUAAAUAAAACCAGACUCAUAAAGAGAGAUAUAAUUUAUGCCUUGUUAAUACUUCCAACUUGGCCUGCAACCUGCGAACAUUUUCUUUAACUUGUUAUUAAAUCGCACCUCUCAACAUGACUAAAGGCGUAUACAAGCUUGUUGCAAGGCCGUGAUAAAGAAAACUGUUUUCAAAUUUUGUGACAGUUUUAUUGUUGUCAAGUUCAAUAGACUAAAACAUAUUUUCUUUGGAAUUGGAUGAAAAAUUUAUUACCAAUGAAAGGCAUAUAUAUAUAAAGUGUUAUGACUGCAAGGUUGUCACGAAAUCGAAACUGCACAUGCAGCAUACUAUUCAAUGUUUAUCAUUUAUCAGCUUCAUUUCUUUUAGUAAUAGGACUUUCAAUAAAUGCGGCCGUCAUCGGCCAAAUUUCGAUCAACAUACUCGAGUUUGUUCCAUUAUUUUAUCUGCAUGUCAUAUCAUUUAAAUUAGCUUAGAUCAAGGAGACAUAAAUGUAUUAUACAGCUUACUUACAACUUUUCAAUUUCAGCUUCAUUACAUCUGAGCACAUCUAAAAUUUGCCAGACAUCCUAACGUAUAAAUAGGCAUAUGCUAUUGUUUGAGCACUUUGGUGUCUUAAAAAACUGUUAAGCACUAUUUUGAUAACUAAAAUCUCUCUGCCCGAGAAAGAACAAUGCAGAGCUUACAUGUACCUGUAGAACAUACAAUUGCAUCAUACACAGCAGCACCAACAGCGACCCCACCACUAUU